Messenger RNA from Prunus persica (peach), 4475 nucleotides. Its product is annotated as probable LRR receptor-like serine/threonine-protein kinase At1g06840. The record is from RefSeq and is a predicted model, not a curated record. Gene Ontology annotation, biological process: protein phosphorylation. The transcript is spliced from 21 exons. Gene Ontology annotation, molecular function: protein binding; ATP binding; protein kinase activity. NCBI's taxonomy places the organism in Eukaryota, Viridiplantae, Streptophyta, Magnoliopsida, Rosales, Rosaceae. The coding region runs from base 272 to 3142 and encodes 956 amino acids.
UAAAAAAAACUUCAAACAAAAGAAAACAAAGGCCAACCUUACUCAACAAACUGUGACGAUCUAAUUAAUGUUACAACUUAUGUUGAUGCUCAAGAUGACGAAAAUGAUGUAUCUCAGGCCUUCUUUCUCUGUGCACAGACUUCACCAUUCUUAGCCUUCCCAUUGACUCGGCCUUGAUGUUUGUGUUUGGAACUGUGUGUGCUUCCUGAGCAGUAUCUUUCUCUCACAACAAAGUCUCAAAGUCCACCACUUAUAGUGUCAAGGUGUUAGAAUGCUGAGAAUGAGAGUCUGUGGAUGUGUCAUUGCUCUGUUGUGUUCUUGCUUCGUCCUCCUUGCGGUUGCACAAGUUACACAUCCUUCUGAAGUCAAUGCAUUGAGAGCAGUUAAGAGCAGUUUAAGUGAUCCUCGGAAGCAUCUCAAGAACUGGAACAAUGGGGAUCCUUGUAAAUCUAAUUGGACUGGAGUUUUUUGUUUUAAUACUGUUGGGGCUGAUGGGUACUUGCACCUUGAGCAACUCCAACUGCUGAACAUGAAUCUCUCAGGAAGUUUAGCACCUGAGCUUGGCCAACUAUCUCACCUUUUAAUAUUAGAUUUCAUGUGGAAUGAAUUAAGUGGCACUAUACCAAAGGAGAUAGGAAACAUGACAUCCUUGAAACUCUUGGUCUUGAGUGGAAACAAAUUAUCCGGUUCUUUACCUGAUGAGCUCGGUUACCUUUCAAAAUUAAAUAUCCUACUAGUUGACCAAAACUAUAUGUCAGGUCCAAUACCAAAAUCAUUUGUUAACUUGGUCAAUGUGAAACAUCUCCACAUGAACAACAACUCCUUCAGUGGUCAAAUUCCAUCGGAGCUUUCUAAAGUACCCACUCUUCUUCAUUUGCUUUUUGAUAAUAAUAACUUAUCUGGAUAUCUUCCACCAGAAUUAUCCAACUUACCAAACUUGCGCAUAAUUCAAUUUGAUAACAACAACUUUGGGGGGACUGAGAUUCCAGCUUCUUAUGGAAACCUUUCCCAAUUAGCAAAAAUAAGUCUUAGGAAUUGUAGCUUGCAGGGAGAAAUUCCUGAUUUUAGCAGGGUACCUAACCUUCUUUAUCUAGAUCUAAGCGGGAAUCAUCUGAGUGGAUCCAUACCUUCACAUAGACUGUCUCACAAUAUGACAACAAUCGAUCUGUCAGAUAACCAGCUUAAUGGAUCUAUUCCUGAGAGUUUCUCUGAUCUUCCUUCACUUCAGAAAUUGUCACUCGAGAAUAAUUUGUUGACUGGUUCUGUCCCUGCUAUAUGGUGGAACAUAUCUUUUAGUACAAAAGCUAGACUUAAACUUGAUCUCCGGAACAAUUCACUGUCGAACAUAUCGGGAGGGCUAAAUCCUCCAGCAAAUGUCACCUUGAGGCUUGAAGGAAAUCCUAUUUGCAAGAAUGCAAGCAUACAAAAUGUAGGCCAGUUCUGUCGAUCCAGAGCUGGAGGAGAUGGAAUCCCUGAUAGUUCAACAAAUUCAACUCCAAAAAUGACCUGCCCUAGUCAAGCAUGCCCAAUAGAUAAUUUCUACGAAUAUGUCCCAUCUUCCCCAGUGCCAUGCUUUUGUGCAUCACCUAUAAUAGUUGAAUUUCGUCUGAUAAGCCCUAGUUUUUCUUAUUUUACUCUAUAUAUUCAGAAGUUUGAACUAUACUUCACUAGAUCUCUCGACUUGAGCCUUUAUCAAUUAUCAAUUGAUUCAUUUGUCUGGCAAGAAGGACCUCGUCUACGGAUGCAUUUGAAGCUUUUCCCUAUGUUCAUUAAUCCCCACUCAAAUACAUUCAACUUUAGUGAGGUUCAUCGAAUUAGAAGAAUUUUAACAUCGUGGGAAAUUCCUCUAACUGAUUUCUUUGGACCUUAUGAGCUUCUCAACUUCACUCUGCUAGGACCUUAUUCAAAUAUGAUCGUUGGGCCACGAAGGAUGGGCAUCAGGAAGGGAAUUUUGGCAGCUAUUAUAACAGGGGCAGUUGCAUCGUUUGUCAUUCUUUCUGCAACUGUCAUGCUUCUGAUCACAAGAUGCUUGAGACAUCGGGACAGACCACCUUCUAGGAGACAUUCAUCCUCGAAUAUUACAAGGAAAAUUGAUGGCGUAAAGGCGUUCACUUUCAAAGAAAUGAGACUAGCUACCGGGAAUUUUGAUAGUUCAACUCAACUUGGACGAGGAGGUUAUGGGAAAGUUUACAGAGGUAUUUUAUCUGAUGACACAGUUGUAGCCAUAAAGCGUGCAGAAGAAGGAUCCUUGCAGGGUGAAAAAGAAUUCUUGACCGAGAUAGAACUGUUAUCGAGAUUACAUCACCGAAACUUGGUCUCUUUGGUGGGAUAUUGUGAUGAAGAAGGGGAGCAGAUGCUGGUUUAUGAGUUCAUGCCCAAUGGUAACUUAAGGGACUGGCUUUGUGUUAAGGCCAAGGGAAGCCUGAGCUUUGGUAUGAGGUUACAGAUUGCAUUGGGUUCAGCUAAAGGCAUUCUUUAUCUCCAUAAUGAGGCAAAUCCUCCCGUAUUCCACCGAGACAUUAAAGCCACCAACAUACUUCUGGACUCCAACCUUAUGGCUAAAGUAGCCGAUUUCGGACUCUCACGGCUUGCUCCUCUACAGGAUGAUGCAGGGACCGGACCUUCAUAUGUAUCUACAGCUGUGAGAGGAACACCGGGUUACCUGGAUCCAGAAUACUUUUUGACAAGUAAGUUGACAGACAAAAGCGAUGUCUAUAGCCUUGGGAUUGUGUUUCUGGAGCUCUUGACUGGUGUGCUGCCAAUAUCACAUGGCAAAUACAUUGUUCGUGAGGUGAAACUAGCUCAUCAGGCCGGGUUGAUGUUCUCCAUUAUAGACAGCAGAAUGGGAUCCUAUCCGUCGGAAUGUGUACAGAGGUUCCUAGCUCUGGCCCUUAGAUGUUGUUAUGAGAAGCAAGAUAAGCGGCCAGCAAUGCUGGAAGUGGUGAGGGAGCUUGAAAACAUAAUCAAAAUCAUGCCGGCAGCUGACACCAUAUUUUCACCAUCUGCUGCCUCAUACAGUGACCAAUCACCAACCUCAUCAUCCUACUUGACUAGAGACACAUCCUAUGUGUCCUCCAGUGUUAUAGGAAGUGAUCUUUCCAGUGGUGUUGUCCCAACCAUCGUGCCGAGUAAAUUUCAUUGAUAACAAAAAAAUACACGGGGGAACGUAAUGAGCCUUACUGCUCAUUGUUUCUUUUAAAAAAAUCUUGAAUGGUCCUUGAUCUCUUAACAUUACGAUGUUGACCCGACAUUGUAAAGUAUAACCUAUUGAAUAAUAUAUAGAAGAUGUAAACAUAUAGACCAACAAAAAUUUCAAGAAAAACAUUACAUACUUAAAUAGUUAGUUAAAAUCCCUAAUUGACAAUUCAUAAAAGCAAGCAAGAACACCAAAAUCCAAAAACUAAUUGAUAAACCUUAAUUGUAAAUCCCUAAUUGAUACUUCAUAAAUCUUAAAUAAUCCCCAAAAUUUCAAAAGAAAAGAAGAUGCAGAAUGGAAGAUUACCUUAGUUUGCUUUAAUUAAGUCCGAGGACAUGCAUAAUUUUCCUUCUUGUCGAAGAGCAGGAGUUAGCCGCUAGCGGAUGCAAUAGAGAGAAUUCUUUUUCUUUCUUUCUUUCUUUCUUUUUUUUUUGGUAAAGGAGAGAGGGAAUGUCUAUGCCUAGUGGGAGUCUAAUUUUUUUUUUCACGUGGGGUGUGGAGUGUGGGGUUUAGUUCUUUUCAUUUAUUUGUUGGUCAGCCUAGUUCUAGUAGGAUUAGUUAAUAAUAUUUUAUUUGGAUAGCCUAGUCCUAAUGGGAAUGGUUAAUAAUACUUAUUUGGAUGAAGGUUUGUUUGAAAUUGAAAGUAAUUUGAUAAAAUUGGUUGCCAUUUGAAGCCACUGAUUGACGGCAAAGAACCAAUAUUUUUCUUUUCCUUUUUUUAUUUGUGUGUUUUCUUUCCUAGGCUGGAGUAUUAACUUAACUUCUUUUUUUUCUUUUAAAAAGGCUAGCAUGCUAGUGGGUAUGUCCCUGGCUGUAUACAUUUGUGUCGUAUGAAAAGAAGUUAUCCUUGAUGAGAAUAUGCGGAGUUUCUUUGAACCCUUUUCUCCGUUUUCUAGGUAACAGACAGAAAAAUAACAUUUUAUAGCUGAGUUUCGGAUCUAAAAUGUAGUUUUGUCUCUGUUUUUUUGGCUAUCUAGAGAACGAAAAUGUGAGUAAUAAUGAGUAGUGUAGUGCAUGUACAUAAGUUAGCAUUUGAGAUGUUGUUGUUGUAGUGUAACAAAACAAUGAUGGUCAUUUUACUGCAUACUGAAUUUUGAGUUGUUAGUUGUUACUAACAGUAACUGAGGCAAAACUGCACUCUCUUCUUCAUUUUUUCUUAAUUUUGAUUGGUGAAUUGGAUCGAACCAAAUCGAACUGGGUGCAAAAAAUCCUUAAUAUUUCUGAUUGAAAAUAAAAUUCCCAAAAUCUCUACUCUUUAUACAGUGCACACAACAAUUUU